AAUGGACUAAUGAGUUGAAUUCUAAACAGUUACCUAAAAUAUUCAAAUACGAGUGCUUUCCCAGGGAAUGUCCAAGCAAUAUGGUGGCUGCCACUUGAGAGCGGUUGGCACGUGAAGUGAUUUUGCAGUAAACUGCAAGUGAUUUUACCCAAUAGAGUUGCGAUCCUAGUUAAAUUUUUCCUUCUCUUGAUCACUUGAAGCGAUCCGGAUUCAAGUAGACCAGAAGGUGGUUUUAUCACUGGCAGAGUGCUGGAAUUUUGGUUGUGCGAUUACUGAAGAACACAGUGCACCAUGGAUUCUGCAGAUCCACUGCUGAGUUACCUUUUGGAAAUGGGUUUCCCGCAAAAGAAAGCAGAGAAAGCGUUAGCUGCCACAGGCCACGGGAGCGUGGAAACCGCCAUGGAAUGGAUUUUGUCGCAUCCCGAUGAUGAUGGCGAAGAAUCAGAAGGGAAUACGCAGCCUGCAGGAGAUUCUGCUCCUACGAUGAAGCUGCCUUUAACCGAAGCCGAGUUGGAAGAGCAAGCGCGCAAGCUGGAAGAGCGUCGCGUGCAGCGCCGUGCGGAAGUGGCUGAGCAAGAGCGCAAAGAUGAGAUUGAACGGGAAAAAGCCCGCCGCGUCAGCGGUCGGGAGAUCCUGGAUGCCAAAGAGAAAGCCGCCCAGGUGGAGAUGAUGCGUAUUGCUGAAGAGCGGCGUCGUGAGAAGAUGGAGGAUAAAAAGGCCAAAGAGAAGAUUAAAGCGCUGAUUGAGGAAGAUCGCCGCAACCGGGAUAAGGAGCGUGAACAACCACUGUCGGCGAAUGUCCCAUCCGUUACUCCCACGCCGUUCUCCACUCCGACCAAUUCGUCAGCCAAUCUGGAUCAGAAUGCGAAAACCCGCAUUCAGAUUCGUAUGUUUGACGGGAAACCACUGGUACAGUCCUUCGGCAUCAAUGAGCCACUGAGCGCUGUCAGACUUUACGCCGAACUCAACCGUCAGGAUGGUGAGAUUGGCCCGUUCGGCAUGAUGACCAACUUUCCAAAGAAAGAAUUUACCGAAGAUGAUAUGCAGGCACCGUUAUUCUCCCUGGGUCUCGUUCCUUCCGCCACUCUGAUUGCCACACGGAAGCCAUCAUCAUUAAAUUAUUGAUUUACGAAUUUGACAGUAUAAUUGUACGGUCUUUCCUUUCCUUUGUAAAAUCUUCGGUUAUCAUGUACGAGUAUUUACAGAAUAUUACAUGGUUCAGUUUAGUUACGAUUUUUGUUUGAUUUUCGAGCACGAAUGGUCUUGAAGUUUACUUUAUUUAUGAUUUACGAACUAAUAAUUAUUUCCACAAUUCCUGGUUUAUUUCUAAUAGCGGAAUGAGUUUGUGCUCGUUCAAAUGGUGCUGCGACAAAUAUCUGGGAUCUGAAGAGAUAAACAUUUUCCGUGCGGGG
Paramacrobiotus metropolitanus is the source of this 1412-nucleotide messenger RNA. RefSeq names its product UBX domain-containing protein 1-like. The transcript is spliced from 8 exons. Bases 292 to 1125 code for a protein of 277 amino acids. NCBI's taxonomy places the organism in Eukaryota, Metazoa, Tardigrada, Eutardigrada, Parachela, Macrobiotidae. Gene Ontology annotation, molecular function: protein binding. The record is from RefSeq and is a predicted model, not a curated record.